Saccostrea echinata is the source of this 1587-nucleotide messenger RNA. RefSeq names its product GPI mannosyltransferase 1-like. The transcript has 5 exons. Bases 1 to 1221 code for a protein of 406 amino acids. Lineage: Eukaryota; Metazoa; Mollusca; Bivalvia; Ostreida; Ostreidae. The record is from RefSeq and is a predicted model, not a curated record. Gene Ontology annotation, molecular function: GPI mannosyltransferase activity; alpha-1,4-mannosyltransferase activity. Gene Ontology annotation, biological process: GPI anchor biosynthetic process. Gene Ontology annotation, cellular component: membrane; glycosylphosphatidylinositol-mannosyltransferase I complex.
AUGAUUCCGAGAUGGGAUAUAAGACUAGCGCUAGGUCUAGGGCUUUUCAUAAGAUUGACAAUGAUUUUAUAUGGAGAAUGGCAGGAUAGGACUUCAAUUGUGAAGUAUACAGACGUGGAUUAUAUUGUAUUUACCGAUGCCGCCGAAUACAUGACCCAGGGUUCUUCACCAUACAACAGGUCUACAUAUCGCUACACUCCCAUCUUGGCAUGGAUGCUUCAGCCCAACAUAACUAUCUCACCAUUAUUUGGAAAGCUGUUGUUUGUAAUGUUUGAUGUCCUGUGUGGCUAUUUAAUCUAUGCCCUGUUGAUGUCAGAAAACACAGGUCACAGUCGCUCCCUUUUCUGUGCUUCCAUCUGGCUCUUCAAUCCAAUAUCUAUCGCUGUGUCCAGCAGAGGAAAUGCAGAAUCCAUUAUGUCAUUUAUUGUGUUGUUAACAUUAAAACUAUUCCAGCAAAAUGAAAUAGUUCUAGGGGCUGCCAGUUAUGCACUCUCCGUCCAUGUUAAAAUAUAUCCACUGACUUACUGUUUAGCAUUGUAUUUAUACUACAGCAGAGAGAGCCAGGAUUCUCAACAGAGUUCAGUAAUGUUCAGGUUACAGAAGAUGUUGUGGCCUACAAAGGAGAACAUUGUCUUAGUUUUGAUAUCCACAGUUACCUUUCUUCUGUUGACAGGACUGUGCUAUCAAAAAUAUGGCUGGGAUUUUCUUCAUGAAACAUAUCUCUACCACAUCACACGUCGAGACCUCCGACACAAUUUUUCUGUGUAUUUCUACAUGCUUUACCUGACAUCCGAUUCCCCGUACUCCAGAGCCGUAGGACUGGCAGCAUUCCUUCCUCAGCUUAUUCUGUUUGCUUUGUGCUCAUUCAAAUUUUACAGGGAUCCACCUAUGAGUUUCUUUCUAAAUACAUUCAUUUUUGUGACAUUCAACAAAGUUUGUACCUCUCAGUACUUUUUAUGGUACCUAUGUCUGCUGCCCCUGGUUUUGCCCAGUUUGACCAUGUCCAUAAGGAAAGGAAUUUCACUGAUUGUACUCUGGCUUCUCGGACAGGGCAUGUGGUUGUUGCCAGCCUACUUAUUGGAGUUUGAGGGAAUGAACACAUUUCUUUUUGUUUGGUUUGCGGGUAUCUUGUUCUUUCUCAUAAACAUAUUAGUGAUAGCAGCCAUAAUUGACAGUUAUAAGUAUACACCAUGGGGACAAGAUGUCAAAAAACUAGAUUAAAUGUUACAGCAUCUAAAUAGACUUUGAACAAAUAGAAUUUGCCACUUGGUGGUUCAGCUUACUGUAUACAGGGUUAUUUUUGCCCUUCAAACAAUUUUGCUCCAUUUCAAAGUCAUGGUUCUGUUUAAGAAAUUAUACUGUUUUCUUUGAAUUCACUCCAUCUUAAAUUCGCCCAUUUGUGUAGGGCGAAAGGGCAAGAAUAAAACGGACGCAAAAAUUUCCCCUUAUACAGUAUAUCAAUAACAGUCCAACUGUUUCAUCAUGUGUGAUGCUCAGUAUGUUGGUGAUAUUCAAAUCAUUUUUCACUGUAAUACUUAUCCACUGACUAAAUUAUUUUUUCAUUACUAAAAAUAAAUCUAAAAUGUU